This is a messenger RNA of Fundulus heteroclitus (mummichog), 1788 nucleotides long. Its product is annotated as protein kinase C and casein kinase substrate in neurons protein 2. Gene Ontology annotation, cellular component: cytoplasm; endosome; plasma membrane. Bases 153 to 1316 code for a protein of 387 amino acids. The record is from RefSeq and is a predicted model, not a curated record. The transcript is spliced from 10 exons. Gene Ontology annotation, molecular function: phospholipid binding; protein binding. Lineage: Eukaryota; Metazoa; Chordata; Actinopteri; Cyprinodontiformes; Fundulidae. Gene Ontology annotation, biological process: plasma membrane tubulation; cytoskeleton organization; regulation of endocytosis.
UGAGAGCCAGAGGGUCUCCAGAACCUGCAGUCAGUUAAAUUAUGACCAAACAAAGAUGAAAACGGUCGACAGGUCGAUGUUUGUGUGAGUCUGAGCCGGAAAAAACGAAGCUGACGGAGGAGGAGGAGAGCAGGCGAGAGGCAUUCCUAGAGAUGGCGAGUUUACCGAAAGAACCCCUCGAGGAUCCAAAGAAGCAGAGCUUCUGGAUGCCGGGGAAUUAUGUGCGCACCGUACGCAGAACGGACCAGUCCUUCCAGGCCUGCAAUGACAUCAUGGCCUGCUUCAUGGAGAGAGCGAAGGUGGAGAAACAGUACGCCCAGCAGCUCAGCCAGUGGAGCAGCAAGUGGAAGUCCAUCAUGGAUUCCCGGCCUCUUUAUGGCUCCCUCAUGAGGGCGUGGCAGUGUUUCUUCACCUCCACCGAGCGUCUCUCAGCCCUCCACUCCUCCAUCUCGCAGUCGCUCGCCGCGGAGGAAGGAGAGCGGGUGAAGACGUGGCAGAAGGAGACCUUCCCCAAGAAACUCUUCUGUGGGUUCAAGGAGAGCUACGACAACAGAACCAGUUUCUCACGCGCACAGAAGCCCUGGUCCAAAAAGCUGAAGAAGCUGGAGAAGGUCCGUGUCGCGUACCACAAGUCCUGCCAGAGGGAGCUGGCGGCUCUGGAUAAGGAGAAGCAAGCAAACGAGAACCCUGAGCUGAGCGAGGAGAAGAAGCUGAAGCUGGCCGAGGCCAAGGAGAAAGCUGCGGAGGAAAAAGAAAAAGCUAGAGAGCGGUAUGAGAAGGUCCUGGAGGAUCUGACGUCCUACACGCCGCGCUACAUGGAGGAGAUGGAGGCCAUUUUUGAGCAGUCGCAGGAGGAGGAGAGGAAGAGGAUCAGCUUCCUGAAGCAAGUGUUCCUCUCCAUCCACAGACACCUGGACAUCACCAACAACGAGAGUGUGAAGGCGGUUUACAGCGAGCUCCACCAGACGUUGAUGUCCAUCGACGAGCAGGACGACCUGAAGUGGUGGAAGAACAACGAAGGUCCGGCCAUGCCGACUGACUGGCCAAAGAUUCAGGAAUGGGCCCCACCAGUGAAAAAGCUGAAGAGGAAAAAAAGAAACCAGAAAGGAAAAGAAAGUCGACCUGUGAUGAUUGGCGGUGUGAAGGUGAGAGCUCUGUAUGACUACGUGGGAGAGGAGGGUGAUGAGCUGUCCUUUAAAGCAGGUGAGAUCUUCCUGAAGGUGGAGGAGGAAGACGAUCAAGGAUGGUGCCGAGGCGUGCUGAGCGGGGGAAAGGAGGGCUUCUACCCGGCAAAUUUUGUUGAAGUUGUUGAGUGAUGGGGUUACUUUCUAAACCUUUUUUUUAAUGCUUUUAAAAGCAACACAUUUAUUAAUGUUUCUGUUGGAAGAUGUUCACAUGAGGAUCCACGACCAGCUGAUUUUAACGUCAACGCCUUAAUAUUUCUAUAUUUACUUUUGCAGUUUUUCACUUAUCCAAAUGUAGAGUGUUCUAAUUGAGCUGGAUGUGUACGUGUAUGAGUCUGUAUCUGCAUGUUGGUGUGCUUGAACAGAGAAAAUAUUUAUUUGCUGCCACCAUAUAUGAGUCACUGGGUGAUAAAGAUAGAGCUGACAAUGUGAACUAAGACGCAGGUUUACAGCGCUCUGUGCAUGCAGUGUGAAUGUUUACUUCUCAGCACACACAUGAUGUGAUCUUUAAUAAGUUCAAUUACACAAUAAGACCAUUGUUUUGCCUCUCAUCGUGUCUGUGUCCCUUUUAGAGACCAUCUAUAAAAUAAAAUAAAAUAAUUAA